CAUUUUCCUAGUGCUUCAAUAGCAUUAUAUUUGCUUUUAAACUGAAUGCUUAAUGUAUGUUGUAAUCACGCUUUUACUUCUUUAAUUGCAAAAUGCAAACAUAAGUAUAUGAAUUAAGAUAAAUAGUUGAAGCAUUUACAUCGAGUCAAUCCUUCAAUAGAGUUAUGUCUAUAUAUAUAAAGACAACUGUGUUUGGCAAUCUUGCUUUUGCAUGUUGAAUUAUUCUUAGUUGGUUUAUUUGCUUGGGGAGAUUUCUUGCUUAACCUUUCUAAAAGUAACUUUCCAAGUAAACCACUUAUAUGGUUAUUUUAGCGAUAAUUGUUUUUUGUUUUGAAGUUAAAGAGUUUCCUAUUAUUCAACCUUAUAAUCUGGUAGCUUCUCUAAAUUUGGCAAGAGUGAUGUUUUCCAAUUAUUUUGUUAAGCUUGAAAUUUAGUAAAUAUGAAGGUUUCUAUUUUAUAGUGACUAGACUUCUUUUAUUAAUAGAACCAAUGAUGUUAUUUGUGCAUCUAACAUGGGUUGGGAAAAAAAUAUGUAAUUCUUCAUACAUGUUCAUGGAAGAGAAAGUGUUUAGAGCAGAGAAAACAAAGUAGCAUACUAACCGAAAUCUAAAACUACACAGCUGUCAGGUAGUGAAAGGCAUAGCUAACUUCAAUUAUAACAGAAUCUUAUUAUACGAUACUCUAACAUCAGUUGAUGAAAUAUAUACUAUUCAGUUUUUUACAUUUAUUUCCCUUUUCUCUCCAUUUUUGGUUUCCCUGAUAUCUAUUAGUAGUAUUGAGGUCUAUUGAUGUUUGCAUUUUGGACGAAGUCAUGGAUUAUUAGUUCACAUUUUUGCUACAAAAUUGGUUUGUAACUGUUUUUCCUGACCGAUUAUUAGUGUGAAUGUCUCUGUGAAUAUAAAUUAUUGUGUAAGUAGCAUUUUAUUCUUAGGCGCUCUGGGCACUAUUCUUUCAUGUUUAGCCUGAAUUCUAAAAGAAUAGUAUAUUUUAGGAUAAUCUAUUGUCACAUUUACUUUUACUAAUAAAGAGGGAACUAAUAAUCACUUGAUUAUUGUAUAAUGAAACUGGAAUGCAAAAAAGAGAAUGGUAAGAAUGUAGAAAAUCUUAAAAGAACCCUAAGUUGUCAUUUGCUCUGGUCAGUUAGUGAUAAACGUCAAAUGGAUAGAGGUUAUGGAUUUUUACUUAAAAGAUAAAGAGAGGUAUGAGUGUCUUUGAAGAGCCUUGAUUUACCUUUUUGUUCUUUAUUGACUUUCUGAUUGUUUACCGGGUAGAAUUGGUGUGACAAAAUUCUAGUUGGAACUUGUUGAAAUGUAAUGUAUUUUCUAGUGGGCUUUUUAGAGGUGGCUUUUAUAGGAGCCUUCUGUUUUUCCUUUUUAUGUUGAUCUACUAUCCCUUAAACAGGGUAUUUAUGUGUAUUAGGGUUUAGAGGACAGUAAUAAUAAAAAUUUCAGUUUCUCUCCCAACUCUUUAAGUUGGUAUCCAGAGCCAGGUUGGUUUUGUUGUCCACUGUGGCUACCACUGCCACUGCUACUAUCCGUUGUCCAUUGUCGCUGUCUGUCGCUGCUAUCCGCUGCCGUCGCCGCCGCUGUCAUCUGUCGUCGGAGUUUUUUUUCUUCGGCGAAGUCAACGGUUAGGUGUGCCUUGACGAGCGUGACCCAUCCCUAGUGGUUGUUGUUUUGCUGUUCCGUCGACAAUUGCUUCGAUCUAGGGUUUCUAACCUCAAAUCAGUUUUUCCCUCUUUUGUUUUGCAUCAAAGUGGCUUCUGGUUUUGGAACACCUUCUCUAUCUGCUACCCCUACCAUUACUUCUGCAAAACUCAGUUGGAAAAACUAUCUAUCUUGCUCUUCUUUCGUGGAGUUAUGGUUUCUUGGUCAAGGAUACCAUGAUCAUCUUGAACAAGAUAUUUCCACUGUACCCGAUGAAGAGAAAUCUCAAUGGCAGAAGCUUGAUUUUCAAUUAUGCGUUGUCCUAAGGCAAUCUGUCGAACAAGAGGUCUUAGAAGUUUUGAGACCUUAGAAGACGUGCUCCUCUUUUUGGAAAAGAGCACAGGAUAUCUUUGUUAAUGAUGUGCAACGUCUCUUUGAUGCAACUCAAAGAGUGACUUCCCUCAAGCAAGCCAAUCAUGAUAUGGUCGCUCACAUAGGAAAGGCUCGUGCUGCCGUAGAGGAAUUGAAGAAUUUCUUUGUGGCCGACUCUUUAGAAGGCAUAAACAAGAAGCUUGAUAAGUUUUAUGUGGUCUUAAUUCUAAGAAGUCUACACUCACAUUUUGAUCAUGUUCGUGAUCAAAUGUUAGCUGGUGAUCAAGUCCCAUCAAUGGACAACCUUGUUACUCAAUUUCUUUCGGUACCUUCAUUAGUUAAAGACGAAAAUUCAAUUGAUGGUAUUGAAACAUCAGCUAUGGUAGCACUACAAGGAAGAGGAGGAGGCAGAAGCAACCAAGGAGGACGUGGUGGUCAUAGUAUGCUUCCUCAAUGCACAUAUUGUAAGAAAAUAGGCCAUACUCGAGAGAAAUGUUAUGCCUUACAUGGAUAUCCAGACAAAGUUGCUCAUGUUUCUAAAUUUGAUGAUCUCGAAUCCAAAAUUUCAAUUGAAGAGUACCAAGAAAUUUUGCGGUACAAGUCUAGAAAAUCUUCUAAUCCUGGCCAGUACUCCUCCAUGUCCAAUGUGUCAACUGCCUACAUAUCUCGAUCUGUGGAAGGUCACAGUCCAUGGAUCCUUUACUCAGGUGCCUCAGACCAUAUCUCUGGAACAUGGUACGGGUUGUUUGAUUGGAGAAGGACAUCAGUCUCAACGACUUUAUUUCUUAAAACAUAGCUCUUCAGUUUCCUGUUUUACAACUUCAUCUCUAAAGCUUUUGCAUGAUCCUUUGGGCCAUCCAAGUUUGUCCAAGUUGAAGAAGAUGGUUCCGAGUCUCAAGAACAUUCAAGUCUUAGAUUGUGAGUCUUGUCAGUUAGGAAAACAUGUUAGAUCAUCUUAUCCUAAAAGGACUAAAAUGUGAUGUAAUUUUCCUUUCUCAACUAUUUACUCUAAUAUUUGGAGACUAAGUCGUGUUAUUUUGUUUGGUUUUAAUUAUUUUGUAACCUUCAUUGGUGAAUUCUCUCAAUGUACUUGGGUUUAUUUAAUGAAAGAGUGAUUUGAACUUUUGUCCAUAUUUAUGUCCUUUUUUAAUGAAAUUAAGAACCAAUUUGGGAAGACAAUUAAAAUCCUCCGUAGUGAUAAUGCUAAGAAAUAUUUUUCUACAACGUUUUCUUCAUUCUUAUCUUCCCGAGGAAUUUUACAUCAAUCAACAUGACCUCACACUCCACAACAAAAUGGUAUUGCAGAGAGAAAGAAUAGACAUCUCAUUGAAACUGCACGUUUCCUGAUGUUGAAUACUAAUAUUCUUGUGCAUCACUGGGGCGAUGCAGUCCUCACUACUUGUUUUCUAAUCAAUAGGAUGUCUUCUUCCUCUCUUAAGAAUAAAAUUCCUCACUAUCAUUUUUCCAAACGACACUCUAUACCAUGUCUCCCCACGUAUAUUUGGGUGUACGUGUUUUGUCCAUAAUGUUUAUCCAGGUCUUGAUAAGCUCUCUGCAAAACCUAUUAAGUGUGUUUUCUUGGGAUACUCUCGUCUUCAUAAAGGGUAUAAAUGUUAUUCUCCCUCCACUAAGAGAUAUUGUAUGUCUGUUGAUGUCACAUUCUUUGAGGAUACACCUUUUUUCUUGUCCUCCAUGGAGGAUCGUUCAUCUGUUCAACAAAUGUUUCCUCUACCAUCAUGUGAUCCCUUGGUUAUUCGUGCUUCUGUUCCUCAAACUCAAAAUGUGAAUAACAUUGUUCCCCUACCUUUUUUCAUAUAUCAGCGUCGGAGUCAAACUCAAACUCAGAACCCUAAAGAUCCUUAAGACUCAAAUCCUCCUCCAACAGAUCCCCAGACCAUGGAUCCUUCAUCCUCCUCACCUUUUCUUGACUCAGAUGAUAAUUUGCCCAUUGUACUUCAGAAAGGUAUUCGCUCUACUUGUAAUCCAUAUCCUAUUUAUAAUUUUUUCAGUUAUCAUUGUUUGUCUCCUCCCUAUUUCUCUUUUGUUUCCUCCUUAUUCUCCCUUAAGAUUGCUAAUAAUAUUCAUGAGGCACUUGAUCAUCCUGGAUGGCGACAAACCAUGGUUGAUGAAAUGUCGGCACUUGACCACAAUGGUACUUGGGACCUUGUCCCUCUUCCUCCUGGUAAGAAGCUUGUUGGUUGUAGAUGGGUUUAUGCUAUUAAAGUUGGUCUUAUUGGUGAAAAUGAUCGUCUCAAAGCUCGUCUAGUAGCUAAGGGAUAUACUCAAGUUUAUGGCCUUGACUAUUGUGAUACUUUUUCUCCUGUGGCUAAAACCAGUGCGGUUUGUAUUUUGCUUGCUAUGGCUGCCAUUCGUCAGUGGCCAGUUUACUAGUUGGACAUUUUCUUCAUGGUGAUCUAGAAGAGGAGAUAUACAUGGAGCAACCUCCUGAGUUUGUUGUUGCUCAAGGGGAGUCUGGGUUAGUUUGUAAAUUAUGUCGUUCCCUCUAUGGCUUGAAGCAAUCACCUCGAGCUUGGUUUGAUAAAUUUAGUCAGGUUGUGCAAAAUUUUGGAUUGAAACGAUGUGAGGCGGUCAUUUAGUGUUUUGUGAUCAUUCUUCUCCUGACAAAUGUGUUUAUCUCAUGGUGUAUGUUGAUGAUAUUGUUAUUACAGGGAAUGAUCUCACUAGAAUUACUCAAUUAAAGAAUUAUUUGUGCAACCACUUUCAGACUAAAGAUCUGGGCCGUCUAAAAUAUUUUCUCGGUAUUGAAGUGGCACAGUCAAAAGAGGGUGUCAUCAUUUCACAAAGGAAAUAUGCUCUUGAUAUUUUAAAGAAAACAGACCUGACAAAUUGCAAGCCCAUUGGUAGUCCUAUGGACUCAAAUCAAAAGUUGAUAGGUUUCUCGUCAAGAAACCGUAUCUUCCACUCACUCAACACACUAACAGAGUAAAGAAAACUGAUGAAUAACCUCGGGUUUAUUGCUCAACAAGAAAGAAUACAAGAAAGGGAACAAAAAUGGGAGCCUAAUCUCCCUCCAACAAGACUCAAAGUCUGUUCAGAACAUACAAACUGUCAAAAAGUCCCCCUCCAAUACUCAACUCACCUAUUUAUACAAACUAACAUUCCCACCACUCCUAACUGUUAACACAGUUAGGCCAACUAACCAACUAACUGCCUCUAACUGUUUAAUCACAGUUAUCUAACCUCUCCUCUUCCUUACAUACACCUUCAACUUCUUAUCAAAAGUUAAUGAGAGAUCAAGGUGAACCUUUCUCAGACCCAUAGAGAUAUAGAAGACUGGUUGGAAAACUCAUCUAUCUUACAAUAACAAGACCUGAUCUUUCUUAUCCAGUGGGAGUUAUGAGUCAAUUUAUGCAAAAUCCACAUGUUGACCAUUGGAAUGCGGUGAUUUGCAUUCUCAGAUACGUAAAAGGAAACCCAGGACAGGGAUUAUAGUAUGAGAACAAGGGAAGCACUCAGAUCGAAGGAUAUUGUGAUGUAGAUUGGGAUGGUUGUCCAAUUGAUCGAAGAUUUACUACAGGAUAUUGUGUUUUACUUGGAGGGAACCUUGUAUCUUGGAAAAGUAAGAAACAAAGUGUUGUUUCUUGAUCUAGUGCUGAAGUUGAAUUCCGAUCUAUGGCUUUAACUAUAUGCGAACUUGUGUGGAUUAGACAACUUCUUCAAGAAUUGAAAUUUUGUGACCGUUGAAACUGUACUUUGACAACCAAGCAGCCCUUCAUAUUGCCUUCAAUCCAGUGUUUUAUGAGAGAACAAAACACAUAGAAAUUGAUUGUCAUUUUAUUAGAGAGAAGUUGUUGUCCAAGGAACUUAUUACUGAGUUUGUCAACUCCAAUGAACAACUCGGAGACAUUCUGACCAAAUCUCUAAGGGAGCCUAGAAUUCAAUAUAUAUGUUCCAAGCUUGGUGCAUAUGAUCUAUAUGCUCCAGCUUAAGGAAGAGUGUUGAAAUGUAAUGUAUUUUCUAGUGGGCUUUUUUAGGAGCCUUCUGUUUUUCAUUUUUAUGUUGAUCUACUAUUCCUUAAAUAGGGUAUUAUGUGUAUUAGGGUUUAGAGGACAGUAAUAAUAAAAAUUUCAGUUUCUCUCUCAACUCUUUAAGUGAACUUAAAUAGAGUUUUUUUUUUUAUCCAUUCUCCAUUAAUGUACAACUUGAAAAAUCAUUUUAAGCCUUUUCUUAUC
Messenger RNA from Vigna radiata var. radiata (mung bean), 6211 nucleotides. RefSeq lists its product as uncharacterized. Lineage: Eukaryota; Viridiplantae; Streptophyta; Magnoliopsida; Fabales; Fabaceae. The transcript has 2 exons. The record is from RefSeq and is a predicted model, not a curated record. Bases 2128 to 2814 code for a protein of 228 amino acids.